Messenger RNA from Colletotrichum acutatum, 1151 nucleotides. RefSeq lists its product as uncharacterized. Lineage: Eukaryota; Fungi; Ascomycota; Sordariomycetes; Glomerellales; Glomerellaceae. The transcript is spliced from 2 exons. The record is from RefSeq and is a predicted model, not a curated record. Bases 263 to 898 code for a protein of 211 amino acids.
GGGCCUCACCCGCCCAAUCUUCACGACCCUCUGGGUCAAAGGGGGAACGAACCGUCGAUCGUCAUCCGUGCCUUUGAAAGGUAACGAACGUGCUUGGGCAGCGUGGCAGCGUGGCAGCGUUUGUUGGGCGAGCAACGCCGCAUCGCAACACAACGACUUGCGACUUGGGUAGAAACGCUCGUCCCUUUCUUCGAGAACCUCGCAGAAGUACAGACUGAUAUUGGAGGGAUGGAAACAAUUAGGUACGAAAAAAAAAAAAACAAUGGAAAAAAGAACACGAGGGAAAAGCCGUCGGCAGGUCGAGAGUCUAAUUAGACAAGAAGAGGGCCGUGAUGGCCUUCUUUUGCCCUUUUGGCCAUGCCUGAUGGGGUCUGGGCUCACCCAAGGGAAGAACGUUUCCUCUUUGCACACACACAUCGUCCUCUUUCCACACGUCUUGAUGUUGGGCUCAUCCCCGUCACCCACCUAUCAAGAGCAUGCCGCUUUCUGCCGCGCGAAAUCUCUGAGAAACAAGACUUUUGCCCAAGGUUUAGCUAUUGUUGGGGCCACCAGCUCACGCGACCACGCCGCGCAAAUAUUGAACGCCCGAACCUGUCGUCGUUGCGAGGCUUUCCAGACUUCGACUGGACCAGGAAUUUCCGGGGUAUCCCGCUAUGAAACGCCGGGAUUGGGAACCUCGAGCCUACGCUUUCCCUGCCCUCACGUCCCCCAAUUGUGGCGUGAGUUUGUUGUAUGUGUAAGUUUUCUCUGUAACUCUUUGGCUUUCUCUCGUCAAAGGUUCUAUACUGGACCCCGAGGAUCCCGGAGUCGAUUCCGACGGGCGAACAGUGAUCACGCCAGGCACAGAUCGACGGUUGACGAUAGAGUUCGAAGCAACGUUGACAUGAGCAUUGCUUGACGGAAGCUCUGUGGGUUUGUAACCGUACAUUCCCGCAAAUCACGCAUUUUUUUCGGCAUGCCAAUUGUUGUCCUCUUCUCGGGAAGUCGACUCCAUUCUUCUACCAAGUCCGUAGGAAGUUGUCAUUGUUCUGAGCUCAUUGGCGCAACGAGUGCAGAUCUCAAUUGGGGGGUGUUGCAAACUUGCAAUGGGCUGAGCAAUGCGCCUUUCGUGCCUGGAAUAAUGGGCACAUGUUUCGGUUCGCUGUGGCCCC